This is a messenger RNA of Penicillium canescens, 402 nucleotides long. RefSeq lists its product as uncharacterized. The transcript is spliced from 3 exons. The record is from RefSeq and is a predicted model, not a curated record. Bases 1 to 402 code for a protein of 133 amino acids. Lineage: Eukaryota; Fungi; Ascomycota; Eurotiomycetes; Eurotiales; Aspergillaceae.
AUGGCGUUGCUUUCCAAACCCGAGCCCAUCAGGGCAACAUCUCGAGCGGCUGCCGAGUCCGGGGCUCUAACGUUGAUUGCUGGUGUUUUCGUCCUUAGCUAUGGGCAUACCAAUUUCUUGGCUGUACUGUCAUUGCGGGACGGCGGCUUAGCAUUUAGCCGAACCUUAUGCUCCUCUGACAGCUGGCGCUGGUUAUUGCAGCAAUCCUACAACACUACAGCCCCUAGCCCUUUGGCAACGUUACGGGGUCUGGGCUUUCCAACAUCCUCAGUGCAUUUUCUCUGGGUCUUCUCUAUUAUCUUGGCGGAAUGGAAUUCGAUAGCAGUGCAAAGAUAUAUUCUGCGCUCCUGCUUCCGUCACCACUAUGUUUGUGUCCUUCGCCCUUUUAAAUCAACCGAAUAA